GACUUACGUUUAAUUGGGGAGCCCUUCUGGGCUGGUCUGCCAUCAGAGGGUCCUGUGAGUGGUCUGUGUGUUUGCCCUUGUACUUUGCUGGAGUAAUGUGGACGCUGGUGUAUGAUACCAUCUAUGCACACCAGGACAAGAGGGACGACGUGGUGGUCGGCGUGAAGUCGACGGCGCUGCGGCUGGCGGGGCACACCAAGCCCUGGCUGGCUGGCUUCAGCCUGGCCAUGCUGCUGGGCAUGGGCCUGGCAGGGCUCAGCUGCCACCAGACCCUCCCCUACUACGCGGCGGUGGCAGCGGCGGGGGCUCACCUCGCGCGCCAGAUUUACACAUUGGACAUAGACAAUCCUGAAGACUGCUGGAAGAAAUUUGUUUCUAAUCGUACCAUAGGAGUCCUGCUCUUCACAGGGAUCGUGCUUGGGAAUCUGUGGAAACCAAAAGUUUCAAAAAAUGUAGAAGAGCCUUUAGAAAACAG
This is a messenger RNA of Merops nubicus (carmine bee-eater), 475 nucleotides long. It is a transcript of the gene COQ2, whose product is annotated as coenzyme Q2 4-hydroxybenzoate polyprenyltransferase. Gene Ontology annotation, cellular component: mitochondrial inner membrane. The transcript has 3 exons. The annotation marks the transcript as partial. Gene Ontology annotation, biological process: ubiquinone biosynthetic process. The record is from RefSeq and is a predicted model, not a curated record. NCBI's taxonomy places the organism in Eukaryota, Metazoa, Chordata, Aves, Coraciiformes, Meropidae.